AUGGGGUUGCUCGUCGCGCCUGAAGCCCGAGUCCUCCGCGUCUCCCUGGCGUUGCUCGCACAGGGCGCCCCAGCCGCGUGCCGCGCUGACGACGCCGAGGCGUGCCGCCAGCGCACCCUAGAGAAGGCGGUGGCGCUGGUCAGGGCAGGCAGCCUCAGCAAAGCACGACAGUCGCUGGCGUCGCGCGGGCUAGCGCCAGGCACGGCCGAGACGCUGGCUGAGCUGCGGGACCCCGCUCGGCGCCCACCACUGCCCACAGCCGCGCUGCCGCCAGCUGCGCGCGCUAUCAGCCCAGCCCGCUCGGUCGAGCAAGACCGCCGCGUCUGGACUGAGUGCGUCCGCUCUGCGCCGACGGGGCCUUCUAGCUCGCUGAGCGGUGCAAGCUCUGAGCUCCUCAAGUUGGCCUUGGACGAGGACGACGCGCUCGAGCUCCAGGCAGCCGUGGCGGAGGUGCACGCCCGGGCAGAGAUUCCAGUGAGCGUCGCCCGCGCCCCUGGCACUGGCCGCUUGGCGGCGUUCCAGCGCGCCGCGUGCGCCCGCCUGCCCGCGCUCGGUGUGUCCUAUGCCGUUCUUGUCCCUGAACCCCACAAGCUACCCGUGGGCAUGCUCGGUCUGGACUUUGGACCGCAUAUGUGGCGCGAGUUCCGCCUGUGGGCUGUGGCACGCAUGUCCGGGGCAUGGCUCCUUCCUGUGCUUGGCGUGCCGUGCCUCCCUGUCGCCUGGGCUCGCUGUGCUGCGUGCAGCGCCUUGCACGUGGAUAUAGCCCAUGCGCUCUGCGGGUGCCCCGAGCAAACUGCGCGGCGUGCGGAGUUGGAGACCCGCGCCCUGCUCCCGCCGCUGUCGCAGGCGGGCGUGCACCUGUACCAGCUCUUCCGCGACGGGCCGCCGCCCGAGCAGAGAUGGCACCACGUACUCCUCGUGGCGCGCGCCCUGCACGAUUCGAUCGGCCCGGGCGGUUUCUGUCACAGGGAAGCCGCGUGA
Molecule: messenger RNA, 981 nt
Organism: Prorocentrum cordatum
Lineage: Eukaryota; Dinophyceae; Prorocentrales; Prorocentraceae
Source: the annotation of a GenBank genome assembly